Molecule: messenger RNA, 1021 nt
Organism: Perognathus longimembris pacificus (Pacific pocket mouse)
Lineage: Eukaryota; Metazoa; Chordata; Mammalia; Rodentia; Heteromyidae
Gene: Prcd
Product: photoreceptor disc component
Exons: 6
Coding region: 142-312 (56 amino acids)
Cellular component (GO): photoreceptor outer segment membrane
Molecular function (GO): opsin binding
Source: RefSeq, a predicted model, not a curated record
CUAGAGGGUGAGGCUCAGAAGCCUGGGGACAGUGGGACAGGCGAGAGGUGACUGGGUCCGGGCCCAUCCUGGCCCUUGGCCUGUGCCCUCCCUCCUUCCUUCCUUCGCAGACCAGGCCUGAGGGGAUGGGGCAGCGGAGCCAUGUGUACCACCCUGUUCCUGCUCAGCACCUUGGCUAUGCUCUGGCGCCGCCGAUUUGCCAACCGGGUCCAACCAGAGCCCAGCCAAGUGGAUGGAGCAGUUAUGGGCAGUAGCUUGGACACACAUCUCCAGUCCUCUUCCUUGGGCAGGGAAGAAGAGCCUUUGAAGUAAGCCCUGGGCUCUUCAGGAGGGGCUCACCUCCAGGACCUGGGAUUGGCUGGUGCAGCUCAAGUCCUGCUUCAACCCCUAGCCCGGGAGGACGUGGCAGGGCCGGGAUGGCAGCCGGAAGAAUGGGAGAAGCAGUCGCUGAGAAGGAAUGAAUGUACGGGAAGAUCACAAUGAACAGAUACUGUGUCAGGUGCUAAGUAUGGCUGCUCAAGAGGAACCUUCGCAAUGAUCUUCUGCUCUUCGGCCUCAGUUUCCCCCUUCCACCAGCUGCAUGGACGGGCGCUGAGAUGGAAGGGAACUCCGCGGGAAACGUUCGGUCUGGUGCAACGGAGCGGUGCAACAGAUUAUCUCCAGGGACCCAAGAGAUUUUCUACCAGCAAGGCAGACUAAAAUGGAUCAUGUCCGGAGGUGCUGACGAAGACCUGCCCAUGGGACCAGCACUUCUGGAGUGCCAGGACACAGAAAUGGAUUAAGGAGACCUUCUAGCAACCAGAAAACUGGGCACAAUGUAGGCAGAGUGACCCCGAGAGACAGAGAAGCAGGUCCCUGGCUGGGCUCAGAGGGAAGACAGCCAUGUGGGUGAGGACACACUGAUACUCGUGAUGAUAUUCACCCAGCUCACCAGAAUCCCCAAAUAGAAUAAAGAGAAAGAAAGGACCUUUCAAGGGGACCCAGAAAGCACUGACCAUAAAAGAAAACCCAUAGUGGGCAC